CCUUUCUUCAUUGCUCCCCGAAUUGAUCGACUGACCCACAGUAACUCAACAUGCCUCUCCACACCGCCGGACAGACACAGAUCUACACCUUCCCCGACACCGCUGCGCUGUCGCAGGGCCUUGACAAGUACGUCGCUAGGCUAUCAGAAGAGGGCAUCAAGCGCCACGGCAAAUUCGCCAUCGCCCUGUCUGGAGGAUCUCUGCCCAAGCAGCUGAGCGCCAUCCUCAAAGACAACCCCUCCGUCGACUUUUCCAAGUGGAUCGUUUACUUUGCGGAUGAGCGCUGCGUACCGCUGGACCACGAGGACUCGAACUAUCUGCUUGCCAAGAAGGAGCUCUUCGACUUUGUCAACAUCCCUGAGGAAAACAUCCACACCAUCAACCCAGAACUCAUCCACAAUCCUGAAGAGGCUGCAGAGGAUUAUAUCUCGCAACUGGCUGCCACCUUUGCCACCAAGGACUCUGUGCGUUUUCCAGUCUUUGACCUGAUCCUCCUUGGCGUCGGUCCCGAUGGCCACACUUGUUCCCUGUUCCCGGGCCAUGAACUCCUGCAGGAGACCGUCGAUUGGUGCGCCGCGAUCACCGAUUCGCCCAAGCCUCCCCCACGCAGGAUCACCUUCACCUUCCCGGUUGUGAACCACGCCCACCAUGUAGCCUUUGUCGCCGCUGGCGAGGGAAAACAGGAUAUGCUGCAUCGCAUCUUGGAUACACACGGCGACUUGCCUGCGCAGUUGGUCAAGCCCGUGACAGGAACUCUCUCCUGGUUUGUUGACGAUGCUGCAGCUGCCAAAAUCACGUCAACUACCCACAAAGGUCUCGAGCGACUCUAAUGAGAAUAUCUCAAUGGCGCUCUGCUCUCGUCUAUUCACUCACUACGUCCCUAUAUGUAUCUGUCCUAGGAAUGAGUGGAUCAUUGCUAUCUUUAUCAUAAUAAAAACUUGCUACCCCUUCUUGCAGUACAAAGCCUAUAUGAUC
Gamsiella multidivaricata is the source of this 975-nucleotide messenger RNA. RefSeq lists its product as uncharacterized. The record is from RefSeq and is a predicted model, not a curated record. Gene Ontology annotation, biological process: pentose-phosphate shunt; carbohydrate metabolic process. Lineage: Eukaryota; Fungi; Mortierellomycota; Mortierellomycetes; Mortierellales; Mortierellaceae. The coding region runs from base 51 to 830 and encodes 259 amino acids. Gene Ontology annotation, molecular function: 6-phosphogluconolactonase activity. The transcript is spliced from 2 exons.